AUGCAUCUUCGUGGAGUUUUUCGCGUAGCAAAAUUGCCAAAAUGCCAAGGCGCGAUCGGCACCAAGUGGGUGUUCAAGAUCAAGCGCAAAGCGGAUGGAUUGGUCGAGAAAUACAAGGCGCGUCUCGUUGCCAAGGGCUUCAAGCAGAAGUACGGCAUCGACUACACAGAGACGUUCUCGCCCGUGGUCAAGUACAUGACACUGCGCAUGGAGAAGGUGUACUGCGUGGUACCAGAAGGCGUCGAUAUGGAUGCCGACUUCGACUGUCUCGAGUUGGUGAAGGAUCACUACGGUCCCAAGCAAGCUUCGCGGGUUUGGAACGAGGCUUUCGACGAAUUCGUAUGCUUUAUCGGUUUCGAAGUGUCGGCGUUCGACCCAUGUCUCUACAUCAAGGUUGUCGACGGUCACUGUGUGCUCGUGCUGGUUUACGUGGAUGACGUGUUGGUGACCGGCAGCUCGCUCGAGUUGAUUGCGCACACGAAAGCCGAUCUCAAGACGCGCUUCGAGAUGACCGACAGUGUCAAGUGUACUUCUGUACUAGGCAUCGAACUGGUGGACAGCUUGGAUAGAAGCGUGACGAUGUGCCAGCGACGAUAUGUCAACGACAUCCUCAAGCGUUUCGGCAUGCAUGAGUGCAAGGCCACAGCAAGUCCGGUCGACUUGAGCACUCGGAUUGUCGCAAGCAGCGAAGCGGCCAAUAUCGAUGUUCCGUUUCGUAAAGCAGUGGGAGCUCUGAUGCACUUAACGACUGCGACACUCCCGGAAAUUGCGUAUGCUCUGGGGUACGUCUCAUGCCUCACUGAGAAUCUGCAGCAAGAACACUGGACGGCGGUGAAGCGCAUCUUUCGUUACUUGCAAGGGAACAAGUCGCACGGACUCCGCUUCCAGCUAAGCGACAAGAUUGACUUUCGUGGCUAUUCGGACGCAGACUGGGCCGGCGACCAUGCUGAUCGCAAGUAG
Peronospora matthiolae is the source of this 960-nucleotide messenger RNA. NCBI's taxonomy places the organism in Eukaryota, Oomycota, Peronosporomycetes, Peronosporales, Peronosporaceae. The record is from the annotation of a GenBank genome assembly.